AAAAAUAUUACUAUAGAUAAUUUGAUUGAAAAUUGUCGUACAAAAAAAAUGCUGAGCUUGAAUGCAAUGAACCGAGUUCUCGACAACCUUCGCCACCCUCUACUUCCUCUCUCCGCCACACUUCCAUUACCAUUCUUCUCCCAAUUCCCACCAACACGAUUAAUGGAUCCCAACAUGCAUCCCAGCAAUCAACUCCCAGUUGCAUCAUUUUCCACUUCCGCCAAACCUUCCAACGAUUUAGAUCUAUCCACGAAAACAUGCGUGCCCUGCAAUUCCAAGGAAUUGAAACCUAUGACAGAAGAUGCAGCGCAUUCUCUCAUUCCACAGGUUUCUGAGUGGAAUUUGGUAAAUGAAGGUGGUUCUUUGAAACUGACUAGGUCAUGGAAAGUUAAAUCUUUUAACAAAGGAUUGGAAUUUUUUAGAAUUAUAGCUGAUCUUGCUGAUGCUCAAGGUCAUCAUCCUGAUCUUCACCUUGUUGGUUGGAAUAAUGUUACUAUACAGAUUUGGACUCAUUCUGUUGGUGGGCUGACAGAGAAUGACUUCAUACUUGCUGCUAAAAUCAAUGAGCUCAAUGUGCAUGGCUUACUAAGAAGGAAAGCUUCUGACUGAAUCAUCAAUAUGAAGAAGAAAGUGUAAAUAUUCUAGUUAGUAAGUUUUUACUCCAUUUUUUUCAUUUAAAAACAAGUAUUGCCUAGAAUUAUUAUCGUCUGUUCCAAUGAUGUUGUUGUCACUUUUUCAUGCUAGUUGAACUAUACUAAUGUUGUAUUUUUCAUGUGGAAAUGGUUUAAAAAUAAAGAUUCUCGAGCUUAGUUUUUGAUUGAUUGAUAAAACCCUACUACCCACUGCUCACAAGUUUGAGCACGGCAAAAUUGUAAAAAACUAGUUCUCUCCACAUAUAUCAUUGAUGCAAGUCAAUUUUAUUUAUUGAAUCGAAAUUCAGUGGUUGUAACUAUUAUGGAAUCAAAAUGUGAUAAACAAUAUGGUAAUUGUGACCUUUAGAUUGACUUCGAAUUUUGAGGCAAUGGUUUACAUAGAUUGUUAUAUACAUUGCAUUCUCAGUGAAGAGAGAACCUUACCCCACUAAAACAAUUUCUUUCCAAAUCAGACAUAAUUGCUUUUCUUUUCAUGUUAUUGGAUACAAAUGUAUACCAUUCUAGGCAACCAAAAUGGAACAGUGGAAGCAUCCUCUAAUCAACUCUCGGGGUACCAGAUCUAAAUGCAAAACAAAAUUUAGUAUCAUCUCAAACUUGCUUGAAUUUUGUAAGCAAACUAAGCCAGCCUUUCACAGUGUGCAGGUCAGUUCUUCGCAAACCAUUAUUCUUAUUCUGUUUUCACGACAAGUGACUUAAAACCAUCGCUAUUGGUGGUCACAUUGUUGGAUUGCUUUCCCAAAAACAUUCCACCAUACCCAUAUUGUUGCACAACUAGCACAGAUGAGCUCGAACCGAAAUUGUGUGAUGCCAAAAUAUCCCCUAUAACUCCAAGUUCUGGACAGUCGGACCAUUCCAAUAACAUUGAAAAGACCCGAGAGCUCCUACGAUUCCCUUGUCCAACUAUGUAUAAAUCACAACCAAAUUUCUCUAGCUCAUUGAGGACUGUGGGAAUAUCUUCACCUGAAUGGACAUCAAUCUCUGAAUAGGUUAUAGAAUCAUCGCUAUUUACCGCUGUCAGUCUAAAUGAAUUCACACACUCAUCGUCUAACUCCUUCUGCUUCUCACUAUCCAUUACAACAAACAGUAUGCCUUGUGCUUCAGCGUGACUCGAGGUGUCUACUUCUGCAGCUUCAUCAAACUGGAGCAUCCGAACCACUGAUAAUUGGGUUCCUGGGUGCCCCGCCAUCCUCCAUGCAACAGCUAACGCUUCACGGUCGUCAGGACCUCCAACAAAAAUCAUAAGAAUACGAAAGUUCAUUUUCGGUAAUGACCCAAGAUUACGAUCGACAUAGAUUCCCACAGAGCAAGGUGCACUUUGCAUCACAUUCAGAUUUAUAUCUCUGUACGUGACAUUGGUUGUUUCAAGUGCACCUUCUGAGCUUAGUUGUUUGUGGAAUGGAAGGAUAACCAAGCUUGUACGCUUUUCAUUAGCCGUGUUGUAUAUGUCCUCGUGAACGGUUGCAUAGGUUGACACGACAUUUAGGGUUUGAACUCUGAUAGCAUCAUAUGCAUCUCCAAUUGCUUCAAAGGUAUUCUUAAUGUUUUCUAGCUCUUCCUGGGUUCUUGUAAGAUUUUGUGCUCCAGGUUGGUUAUUAAGCUUCUCCAUAUGAGCUGCAACAACUGUAGCCCCACGCCCUGUGAGUUCAACCAGGUAAAGUGCAAAAACGUGUAUAGGUGAAAGUCUAGUGGCAUUGAAAGUUUCAAUGAGACCGAUAACCCCUGUGGCCUGGCGAUUAUUGUGAACACAUGCUAGAAUCCUGAGCUCUGCAUCAAGCCUUAGCUUUUGUAUAGUCUUUAGUUUGUUCUGCUCAAAUCUCUUUCUAGGCUUGUAAAUGGCAUUGAUGGCGGGAGACACCACUACAGUCAUUAAAAGGACUGCAGAGGUUAAAACAGCAUAGCUUGGUACAGAAAGAACCUGCAAUCACACAUAUAACAAAUCAUAGAUUAAAUUGCUAUCAUUUUGAUUUGUGAGCAAUUGAAAUAGAGUAAAUAAAAAGUUUGAAGUAGAUUAGUACUGAUCUAUCCCAAGCAGUGUUGAGCAUUAUCAAUGCAAUGGCACCCUUGGUAUUGAGAAGCAAUCCUAGAGCAAAACCAUCUUUAGAUUUCAUGCCAAAAAAGAAUGUGGCAAACAAAGUGCUUAAAAUCUUUGGAACACACAACAAUAAUAUAACCACAAGUGUAUAGGGCCAAUUUGGCUGGGCGAAGAUGCUUUUCACCAUGAGUCUCAUUCCGGUGCCACUAAAGUAACAUGGCGCCAACAUUGCGCCGCCAAAAUCGUCAGUGUAUGACGCUACCAUGUCAGCAAAUUUACCAUGAGGUAAAAUCAACCCAAAAAUAAAAGCCCCAACAAUGUCAUGUGUGCCAAGAACAUCUGUUAUGUGUGCGCAAAGAAAAAGCCCCAUAAUCACAUAGAGUAAUUGGCCUUCAUCCCAUUCAUCCCUCUCCAUCUUGCGAUCAAUAACUUUCACAACGAUAGGACGCACCACAAAGAUGCAAAUGAUAGCAAAUAUUAUAGUGCUUAUCACUGAGUAUAUUGCUGCUAGACCAUUAAUUGAAAAUGGAACAAACAAUGUGAAUAAAAUCCAAGCAUAUGUGUCACUGAUCAUAGAUGCUGUUAAUGCAGCCCUACCAAGACCAGUAUAAAGAA
This is a messenger RNA of Vicia villosa (hairy vetch), 3300 nucleotides long. RefSeq names its product pterin-4-alpha-carbinolamine dehydratase 2, mitochondrial. Gene Ontology annotation, biological process: tetrahydrobiopterin biosynthetic process. Gene Ontology annotation, molecular function: 4-alpha-hydroxytetrahydrobiopterin dehydratase activity. The record is from RefSeq and is a predicted model, not a curated record. NCBI's taxonomy places the organism in Eukaryota, Viridiplantae, Streptophyta, Magnoliopsida, Fabales, Fabaceae. The transcript is spliced from 6 exons. Bases 49 to 609 code for a protein of 186 amino acids. Gene Ontology annotation, cellular component: mitochondrion.